Messenger RNA from Emys orbicularis (European pond turtle), 3828 nucleotides. RefSeq names its product ATPase plasma membrane Ca2+ transporting 2 (gene ATP2B2). Bases 1 to 3828 code for a protein of 1275 amino acids. Gene Ontology annotation, cellular component: intracellular membrane-bounded organelle; postsynaptic density membrane; plasma membrane. Gene Ontology annotation, molecular function: P-type calcium transporter activity; PDZ domain binding; ATP hydrolysis activity. The transcript is spliced from 22 exons. Gene Ontology annotation, biological process: calcium ion transmembrane transport; regulation of cytosolic calcium ion concentration. NCBI's taxonomy places the organism in Eukaryota, Metazoa, Chordata, Testudines, Emydidae. The record is from RefSeq and is a predicted model, not a curated record.
AUGGGUGACAUGACAAACAGCGAUUUCUAUACCAAGAACCAAAGAAACGAGGCCAACCAUGCAGGAGAGUUUGGGUGCUCGCUGGAGGAGCUGCGCUCCCUCAUGGAACUCAGAGGAACAGAAGCAGUAGUAAAAAUUAAGGAGACAUAUGGGGACACAGAGGGCCUCUGCAGGCAUUUAAAGACAUCACCAACAGAAGGAUUACCUGGCACUGCUGCGGAUCUAGAAAAAAGAAAGCUUAUUUUUGGGCAAAACUUUAUACCUCCAAAGAAGCCAAAAACUUUCUUACAGCUAGUUUGGGAAGCACUACAGGAUGUGACUCUUAUAAUCUUGGAAAUUGCAGCCAUCAUAUCUCUGGGGCUCUCAUUUUAUCAGCCGCCUGGAGAAGGGAAUGAAGGUUGUGCUACUGUAUCAGGAGGAGCUGAAGAUGAAGGUGAGGCAGAAGCUGGCUGGAUUGAAGGUGCCGCUAUUCUACUCUCUGUUGUUUGUGUUGUACUCGUCACUGCCUUUAAUGACUGGAGCAAGGAGAAGCAAUUUCGUGGGCUUCAAAGUCGUAUUGAGCAGGAACAGAAAUUUACUGUGGUCCGAGGUGCACAAGUUAUUCAAAUCCCAGUGGCAGAGAUAGUAGUUGGUGACAUUGCACAGGUUAAAUAUGGUGAUCUCCUGCCCUCUGAUGGGAUUUUCAUUCAAGGAAAUGACCUUAAAAUUGACGAAAGUUCUUUAACUGGAGAGUCAGAUCAAGUCCGCAAAUCUGUUGACAAGGACCCUAUGCUGCUAUCGGGUACCCAUGUCAUGGAGGGCUCUGGGCGAAUGCUCGUAACCGCUGUGGGAGUGAAUUCUCAGACAGGCAUCAUCUUUACUCUAUUAGGGGCUGGUGGAGAAGAGGAGGAAAAGAAAGAUAAGAAAGUAGAUUCUUCCCAUCCCUCCUCCCACCCUCCUUCAGCUACAGAUGGUGCAGCAGGUGCAAAUGCCACUGAUAAUGCAAAUGCCAGCUUAGUCAAUGGCAAAAUGCAGGAUGGGAAUAUGGAGAACAGCCAGAAUAAAGCCAAGCAACAGGAUGGUGCUGCUGCCAUGGAGAUGCAGCCACUGAAGAGUGCAGAAGGAGGAGAAGGAGAUGAAAAAGAAAAGAAGAAGUCUAGCAUGCACAAGAAAGAGAAAUCUGUCCUCCAGGGAAAGCUGACCAAACUAGCCGUCCAAAUAGGCAAAGCAGGUUUGGUGAUGUCUGCCAUUACUGUAAUAAUUUUGGUACUGUACUUCGCUGUUGACACUUUUGUUGUCAACAAGAAGCAGUGGUUGCCUGAGUGCACUCCUGUUUAUGUUCAAUAUUUUGUCAAGUUCUUCAUCAUCGGUGUUACUGUGCUCGUGGUUGCUGUUCCUGAAGGACUUCCACUUGCUGUCACUAUUUCUCUGGCUUAUUCUGUUAAGAAAAUGAUGAAGGAUAACAAUCUGGUCCGCCACUUAGAUGCUUGUGAGACUAUGGGUAAUGCUACGGCCAUCUGCUCUGACAAAACAGGGACACUUACAACCAACAGGAUGACAGUAGUACAAGCCUACAUUGGUGAUGCCCACUACAAAGAGAUCCCUGACCCAGAUUCUAUACCAAGCAAAACCCUCGAUUUGUUGGUUAAUGCAAUUGCCAUCAACAGUGCUUAUACUACAAACAUUCUGCCACCAGAAAAGGAAGGUGGCCUGCCUCGUCAGGUUGGCAACAAGACAGAAUGUGGCCUAUUGGGGUUUGUCCUGCAACUGAAGCAAGAUUACCAGCCUGUUCGGAAUCUAAUCCCUGAGGAGAAACUCUACAAAGUAUACACGUUUAACUCCGUGAGAAAGUCAAUGAGCACUGUCGUUAAAAUGCCAGAUGGCAGUUUCCGAAUGUACAGCAAAGGUGCUUCUGAAAUUGUUCUGAAGAAGUGUUCUAGAAUCGUUAAUGCAGCAGGUGAGAUUCGUGUCUUCAGACCCCGUGACCGGGAUGAGAUGGUGAAGAAAGUGAUUGAACCUAUGGCCUGCGAUGGACUGAGAACUAUUUGCAUCGCAUACCGGGACUUCAGCAGCAACCCAGAACCAGACUGGGACAGUGAAAAUGACAUUUUAACUGACCUAACCUGCAUUUGUGUAGUUGGUAUUGAAGAUCCAGUAAGGCCUGAGGUCCCAGAAGCCAUAAGAAAGUGCCAGCGAGCUGGAAUUACAGUCCGCAUGGUCACUGGGGACAACAUCAAUACAGCUCGUGCCAUCGCAAUAAAGUGUGGAAUUAUUCAUCCAGGAGAAGACUUUCUCUGCAUAGAGGGAAAGGAGUUUAACAGGAGGAUCCGAAAUGAGAAGGGAGAGAUUGAGCAAGAACGUAUUGACAAGAUCUGGCCAAAACUACGAGUACUUGCUCGCUCAUCUCCCACAGACAAACACACUUUGGUGAAAGGUAUUAUUGACAGCACGCAGGUGGAGCAGAGGCAGGUUGUUGCAGUGACUGGUGAUGGAACCAAUGAUGGACCGGCACUUAAAAAAGCCGAUGUUGGCUUUGCAAUGGGUAUUGCGGGUACUGAUGUUGCAAAGGAAGCCUCAGAUAUUAUCUUGACGGAUGAUAAUUUCAGUAGCAUUGUGAAGGCUGUAAUGUGGGGCCGUAAUGUCUAUGAUAGCAUCUCCAAGUUCCUACAGUUCCAACUUACUGUUAACGUUGUGGCUGUGAUUGUGGCUUUCACUGGGGCAUGUAUUACACAGGACUCUCCACUGAAAGCUGUGCAGAUGCUGUGGGUCAAUCUAAUUAUGGACACCUUUGCUUCUCUUGCUCUGGCCACUGAACCCCCUACAGAGUCUCUACUGCUAAGGAGACCAUAUGGCAGAAACAAGCCUCUUAUAUCACGUACCAUGAUGAAGAACAUUCUGGGCCAUGCUGUCUACCAGCUAACUCUCAUUUUUACGCUUCUCUUCGUUGGUGAAAAAAUGUUUAAGAUUGACAGUGGUCGGAAUGCACCACUCCACUCUCCUCCUUCUGAGCACUACACCAUUAUCUUCAAUACCUUCGUCAUGAUGCAGCUAUUCAAUGAAAUCAACGCACGCAAAAUCCACGGCGAGAGGAAUGUUUUUGAUGGCAUUUUUAGAAACCCUAUAUUUUGCACUAUUGUACUGGGUACAUUUGCUGUACAGAUAGUAAUUGUGCAGUUUGGUGGGAAACCUUUCAGCUGCUCUCCUCUGCAGCUUGACCAGUGGAUGUGGUGUGUAUUUAUUGGACUAGGAGAACUUGUCUGGGGUCAGGUCAUUGCAACCAUCCCAACAAGUAGGCUAAAGUUUUUAAAGGAAGCAGGGCGGCUCACUGAAAAAGAGGAAGUACCUGAAGAAGACCUGAAUGAAGAUGUUGAAGAAAUUGACCAUGCAGAGAGAGAACUUCGACGUGGACAAAUUCUCUGGUUCAGAGGGCUCAACAGAAUCCAAACUCAGAUCGAAGUAGUCAAUACUUUCAAGAGUGGCACUUCCUUUCAGGGGGCUCUAAGGAGACAGUCCUCCGUCACAAGCCAGAACCAGGAUAUCCGCGUCGUGAAGGCAUUCCGUAGCUCUCUCUAUGAAGGGUUAGAAAAACCAGAAUCUAGAACCUCCAUUCACAACUUUAUGACUCAUCCUGAAUUUAGGAUAGAAGAUUCCCAACCCCACAUCCCACUCAUUGAUGACACAGACCUAGAAGAAGACCCUGCUCUCAAGCUAAACUCUAGCCCACCGUCUUCGCUGAACAAGAACAACAGUGCUAUCGACAGUGGAAUAAAUCUUACAACUGACACAAGUAAAUCAGCUACCUCUUCUAGUCCAGGAAGCCCAAUACAUAGCCUGGAGACAUCACUUUAG